Trichomonas vaginalis G3 is the source of this 731-nucleotide messenger RNA. RefSeq names its product organellar and viral DNA polymerase type B. The annotation marks the transcript as partial. The record is from RefSeq and is a predicted model, not a curated record. The transcript has a single exon. NCBI's taxonomy places the organism in Eukaryota, Parabasalia, Trichomonadida, Trichomonadidae.
AUGUUAGCAACAACAGCACCAAACUCUUUAGUUAUGAACCCAACUUCAAUGUUAGUAGAGAUGAAAAGCUUCAUUCCUUCUUCAUAUACUUUCGAAACAGAAAUCCAGAAGAUAAAGCAAGAACUUCUCCAAGGAGAUUUAGAUUGCACUGCGAAAGAUGAAACAAAUGAAGAAUAUCUUUAUGAAAUGCAGGACCUCAUCGACCAUCUACCUAAACUUCCUGAAAUCCAACAACAAAAGCUCACUAUUCCAGAAUUCGAUGAAAUUGAAGUCAGACCAACCGACUCAGUAGAAAUAAAGAAGUUCAUACGUAAGGUUAACUAUGAGUUUCUUGGAUUUCAUUGCAACCACAAAGUCAUGGACAAAGAUUGCGACAUGUUAUAUAAGAAUGUUUCUGACAUAUAUAAAUCGGAGGAGUUUAAGACCUACGACAACUUUGUUUCGUUAGUUGCUGAAUGUGUAUGGCAGAUAAGAGAUAAAGAUAAAAGAUGUAAAAUAUGGAACGAACAAAUAAAACCUGCAUGUUUUGAGUUAAAGAAAACCAUUGACGCCUUAGUUGUUCUAGCAGGUCAAAUUUCAAUGUACAAUGCAAAAAUGAACCCGCAAUGUUCAAAAUGUAAAGCGGCAAUUAGGAAAUAUAACUACUCCGUCAAAGAGAUAGAACGUAUGAGAAACGACUAUGCAGACUUAAAGAAAGAAGCAGAAAAGCCAGCAGAAGAUAAAAUGGACAU